AUGGUGGGCGACGCGCUGGAGCCGGUGCACGGGUUGGUGGUGGGCGGCCAGGACGCCGCAGAGAACGAGUUCCCCAGCCAGCUGUCGCUGCAGCUGCUGCGCCCCGGAGAGCCGCCCUCGUACCGCCACGCGUGCGGCGCGUCCGUGCUCAACCAGUACUGGGCGCUCACCGCGGCGCACUGCGUCGCUUCUCGCCUUCAGGAGAUGCAAUCAAUGUCGGUGGUGUCCGGCACGACUCGCCUCAACGAGGGCGGAACGCGCCACAAGCUGCAGGCGGCCAUCGUCCACCCGGGCUACGACGUGGACGACUCGUGGCUACACGACAUCGCCCUCAUCAAGGUUGUGGAGCCGUUCCCGCUGGACGGCGUGAAGGUCGCUGCAGCGAGACUGCCGCAGCAGGGGCAGCCCGUGCAAGACGAUGACGUCGCGAUUGUUGUCGGCUGGGGGCUCGUGCAGGAGACGGACACGCAGCCGUCGGAGCGGCUGCAGAAGGCGGAGCUGCGCAUCAUUAACCAGUUGGAGUGCCAGUGCGCCUACAAGAGCGUGGGCGAGAGCGUGCACGACACCAACCUGUGCGCCGGCGUGCUGCAAGGUGGCAUCGGCGCCUGCCAGGGCGACUCGGGCGGCCCACUGUUCGUGGACGGCGUGCUGGUGGGGCUGACGUCGUUCUCGCUGGGCUGCGCCCGGCCCAACUUCCCCGCCGUCUUCACGCGCGUCGCCUCCUACAUCGACUGGAUAGCGCAGCACAUAGAGUGA
Molecule: messenger RNA, 756 nt
Organism: Schistocerca cancellata (South American locust)
Lineage: Eukaryota; Metazoa; Arthropoda; Insecta; Orthoptera; Acrididae
Product: trypsin-3-like
Exons: 6
Coding region: 1-756 (251 amino acids)
Biological process (GO): proteolysis
Molecular function (GO): serine-type endopeptidase activity
Source: RefSeq, a predicted model, not a curated record